AUGUCUCGACGCAGGAACACUAAGCGAAAGCGCGCCAAUGAUGUCUUCGAAGUUGACAUCAACGACAUACUCAACAACGAGCCAUUCGUUGCAUCCAUCGGACGAGUCUCUGCUGACGGACGCCGUGUCAGGAAUGAGGUAGUCUCCCUGCCCAUUUCGAAUGAGGUAGUCUCCCUGCCUAGGAAGCAGGCACGCUUGGAUCCUCCUAAUGUCCUGGCCGCAUCAUCUAAUGGAUUCGACUUCACCUUCUGUAUGAACGAAGACUCAUGGAAGUUUGAAGGCAAUGAAAAAACAAAGGCAAGACGCUACGCAUCAUCGGAUGAUCCUCUCAAGGAAUGGGUACCGGUGGCUGAAGGUGCCGGUCGAAGAGGAGCAGUCCCUGUUCAGGUGUCGCGAUUGCUUCCACUCCACCCUUUUGUGUUCCGCCUGCUGUAUCAGAAAGCAUGUUGA
Molecule: messenger RNA, 450 nt
Organism: Pleurotus ostreatus (oyster mushroom)
Lineage: Eukaryota; Fungi; Basidiomycota; Agaricomycetes; Agaricales; Pleurotaceae
Exons: 3
Coding region: 1-450 (149 amino acids)
Source: RefSeq, a predicted model, not a curated record